AUGAUGUGCAAGCUGCUCCUGUCCUGGGCCCUGAUUCUCGCUGCCUCUGGGUCCGUCUUCUCACACCCCAUCACAGACUCCGGAGAGGUCUCUUACUCAGGGCCAGUGUCAAUGGAGGAGGGCAGAGCGGUUGGUCCAGAGGAUUUGUCCCUGUCUGACCAGGCUUACCUGUCCCAGAGCAGGACAGGUUUAGGCUACCCCUCCCUAUUGGCUGGGGAGCUCGGCAGAGAUGGUAUCAGAUCAGUAGCAUACCUCCCCAGAGAGGCAGUGAAAGAGGUCCUCCUGGAGAAACAGAGCAGACUGCAUCCCUUCGCUCGCUUCCUGGGCACCAGGAAACAGUACAGGAAGAGAGGAAGCACCUCUGAGUGCUUCUGGAAGUACUGUGUCUGA
Molecule: messenger RNA, 390 nt
Organism: Megalops cyprinoides (Indo-Pacific tarpon)
Lineage: Eukaryota; Metazoa; Chordata; Actinopteri; Elopiformes; Megalopidae
Gene: uts2b
Product: urotensin 2, beta
Exons: 4
Coding region: 1-390 (129 amino acids)
Biological process (GO): blood vessel diameter maintenance; regulation of blood pressure
Cellular component (GO): extracellular region
Molecular function (GO): hormone activity
Source: RefSeq, a predicted model, not a curated record